Molecule: messenger RNA, 3717 nt
Organism: Didymella exigua CBS 183.55
Lineage: Eukaryota; Fungi; Ascomycota; Dothideomycetes; Pleosporales; Didymellaceae
Exons: 3
Coding region: 1-3717 (1238 amino acids)
Biological process (GO): tRNA methylation
Molecular function (GO): RNA binding; tRNA (guanine) methyltransferase activity
Source: RefSeq, a predicted model, not a curated record
AUGAGCGAUGAGUUGAAGCUCAAGGCGUUCGAGCUCAAUUGGGCAAAAUUGCAACCUCCUGCACGUCUGAACAUCGAUGCGGUUAGACUGUGUGUUCGACUCCUGCCCGAGCUUGGCGACCAAAACCGCGAGUCACAUGAGAGGCUCAGAGACCUUCUCCUGCACCGGAUGCGGGAUGAAGAGCAGGACUCGCAGUACCUCUACCAGCUCGCCGAAGCUUUGACCAGCAACGCGUCGUUCGCUGUGCUGUUCUACGCAUCGAUCUGGAAAGCGGUGCUUGACGCUGCUCCGUGCUUACCUGCAGAAGAACGCAUACGACAAACGGCGGCCUUCCUCGCAUUCCUGAAAUGCUCCUUCUGGUUGCCACCGGACAGCUUGCAUGUUGUCGGCCCUGGUGAAUCAAGGAUACUGACGUCGUUCAUUGGCAGAGAGGGCCUAGCGGAGCCUGCGCUCGACGCGCUUUCCGCCCUCCUGGCACUGUCCAGUCGCCAGCCUCAGGAGCCAAUACACACUUCCAACCUUGUAAGCCAUGGAGUCUGGGCGAAGCUGGAUCCCGCGUCCGGGAGAUACGUCCUGGAUGGGUCGCUCACCUACACUUCUCUCUGGUCCCAACUCAAGACCCUCAGCCUCGCACACUUCGAGACCAAGUCGAGCAAGUUGUUCAGGGUCUGGUUUCAGUGGAUCUCGCAAAUAGUCAAAGAAGACCUCCUCGUGGAGGACGGCGGCAUACACCAAGAGCUCUACUGGGACAGAGUGAGGACUGGUCUGCUCACUGGGUUCGCUGACCAGCGCAAGUACUGCCUCGGGAUUAUACGUGCUUCUUUGCUCGCUGCCAAAACCGACAUUGACACUCACACAAUGUGCUUGCAGAUUGACGAGCGUGAUACUUACAUCAAAGCCUACGAUCGAUACUUUGUUCUCUACGAGACCAUCGUCCUCGACCGCUACGCAAACCAGAUCGAAGCCUGUCUCCCAGAGCUUUCGGCACUGUUCGGCCCUCAGUCUACUAUCACUGCUUCCAUGGCAACAACUCUACUCUCUUCCGGUUUGGAUCCCCAAUUACAAGAAGGCAUCCGCAAGAUCAUUGGCAACUGGUACUUUAGCUUCAUGAGUGGUGACCAGAGUCCCCUCUCCAAGGACGCGGAGACUUUGGCCGAACACACAGACUUCCUCGUGAGAGGCUUCCUGCCGUGGGCCACUCAAGGCAGUCUUUUCACUGCGACUUUGAAAGCGAACCGCACAACUACGGAGUGCGGCCAUGGUGCAGCUCUUGUCAAGCUCAUCGCUCGCUUCGUCACAUCAAAGUUUGCAGAUGACAAGUACCGCGAGCGACUGCUCGUCUCCAUCUUGAAAUAUGUGCUCGAUACAGGAGGCAAGAUCUUCCAGAUGUCAAUUCUAUACCUGCUGGAGGGACUCAUCGCAGGCUAUGACACAGUCUCCAAAGACAGCGUUCAAUCAGGAAGCACUCAGCUUACUCAACAAGCCGUGGAAGUCAUCCUCCGCAUCUCGAGAACUCCUGGCCUUCCAGAGGUUGCCACUGACCUUUACAAAGUCUAUUGCAGGCGACUGUGCGAGUUUGCCGCCCCCCACGUAGACUUGGCCUCGGUGCCGGGCUUUGAAGCAUUGAGCGACCGGGUUGAACAGCUCAAGGCGAUCGAAGCUGCGGCCGAGUCGACUUUGGUCGACUACAGGCUGGCAUCGGUGCCUCAUUUCCUGGUGACACUGCGACAGACAAAGCACGCAUCCAUUCAGGGCUCCGCCUACGCGAUAGCAUGCAGUCAGCUUGCAGACUACUUUGACAACGCCGAGCCCACGUCAAUCAUUCCGGAUGAGCUUCACGCUGCACUGGAGGCGAUGUGGGAGGAAGCAGACCGCAGGGAGUUCAACAGGUCCGUUGCCAUACAUCUGCCUACCCUGCUUUUUCACCCGGUCUGCAUCCAAGUCUGUUUGAAGGAGAAUGUAGAGGCCUCGUCGACAGGCAGCCUCACAGCUCUUCUGACCAAGGCUGUGGAGACAUUGCAACGACUCUCCGAAGGGCGCUCGUAUGUCCUUGCCAGUUUUGCUACGUCCCUGCGAAGGGCUGCCUUCUCGUACCCCGCCAUUAUUGAGGUGCUGCCGUAUGAAGACGUUAUCCUCCGCUUCCUGAACCAUCCACCGGCCGCAAAGUCUGAGUUCCUGUUCGAAGUGGCUGCUGCACAAAAGCUUGAGCGCUACAUACCUCACCGAACCUACGGCUUUUACUAUGGUCAACGCGAGUGGCACGCGUACGCCGCCUGGAUCGACCUCCUCAAUCGUUUUCCAGAAGAGCAGAAGCGCGUUGCGAAACGUGUGUUCGACAGGCUCCUUGAGCCCUGGGCUGGCCAGAAAGGAUUCGUCCCUGUGAUCGCCAAAUGGAAGGACGUCUUCCAGCUGCAGGCCAUGCUCGUACUUGUUGAGCAUUGCAUAUCCGAGAGCGAUGCAGACGCAUACCUCGACAACUUCAUGCACGCUCUGACUGUCGAGCAAUGGCCGCGCUACCGCUUCGUUCUCGAAUGGAUCAUCGCGCGCAUUUACUUCCAUUACCCCAACAAAGCCCAUCGCAUUCUCAAGGAUCUGGCGCAUCUCGACGAAAGUAGCCCAAUCCACAUCGCAUCGCUGAUGAAGCUUGCAGUCCUCACUGCACCUUUCUUGGGUUCGGACGAGUUUGCACUCAGCCUCAUCAUCCAGCUCAUCCCCUUCUCGGCCAGCCAGAAAGUGCACAUCAGACACGAAGCUCACCUCUGCUUUCCCAUAAUCUUCGAGCUAGCCGAACGCAAAGGCUGGACAGCCAUCACCUCCAAUCCCGGCUUCUCGGUGCUGAACACGCACAUCCGGCAAACCGAAAAGUUCAAGACUCCGGCUUGGUCCAUCAGAACGCUUAGGAUUGAUGCUGUUGUUGACUUCACGCUUUGCCAGAUCUUCCAAGGGCAGUAUCUGUACAUUGAAAGUCCAGAGCCGGAGCGCGUUGCGCACGAAGACUUCGUUGCCAUCGCCCAAGCCAACGACAAGACAACCAUGCCACCUGCACGGAUCGAACCAGGUAGCCCAAGGGUGCAAACAGCAAUCCCCAUGAACCCAAAGCCAGCAGAGUAUGUCCUCGACGAGGACGGCGUCAAGUCCAACUUCUACCAGACCAAGUCUGGCUUCGACUUCACCUCGCUCCUCCCCGCUCCCGGAGCGCCGCACCUUCAAGACAGGCAGCCCGCGUCCGUCAUCCUAAUCGCCUCGCUCAUCGACAACCCCACGAAUCUGGGCGGUCUGUCACGUAUCUCAGAGUCCUUCGGCCUGGAGACCCUGUACAUCAACGACAUCAAGAAGACCAGCCACAAAGACUUCAAAGCCACCAGCGUGACAAGCGAGAAACACCUCCCGAUCAAAGAACUCCGGGAAGCGAGAGUACCCGCCUUCAUCACGGAUAUGAAGAGGAAGGGCUACGAGAUCGUGGGCAUCGAGCAGACGGACCGGAGCGGUGUGCUCGGCGAGGACACGGCGGCGGGCGGCAAGGAUGUCGGUACCCUGCCGAGACGCUGUGUGCUUGUGCUCGGGGCGGAGAAGAGCGGCAUCACGCCCGAGGUUCUGGGCGUGCUGGAUCGCUGUGUGGAGAUUCGCACGGUCGGGGUCACGCGCAGUCUGAACGUGCAGACUGCGGGCGGCAUCGCCGUGUAUGAGUGGUGGAGGGAGUGGCAUGGGAGGAUGUGA